Molecule: messenger RNA, 1227 nt
Organism: Aspergillus nidulans FGSC A4
Lineage: Eukaryota; Fungi; Ascomycota; Eurotiomycetes; Eurotiales; Aspergillaceae
Product: NAD(P)/FAD-dependent oxidoreductase
Exons: 2
Coding region: 1-1227 (408 amino acids)
Cellular component (GO): cytosol
Source: RefSeq, a predicted model, not a curated record
AUGUCUGUGUCGAGUGACCGUCGCGACAUCAUCAUUGUCGGUGGCGGUAUCAUUGGAUGUUGCUCUGCCUAUUACCUGACACGACACCCUUCUUUCGACCCUUCUCGCCACUCUGUGACUCUAAUCGAAGCAUCCGACAUCGCAGGAGGGGCAUCAGGCAAGGCGGGCGGCCUUCUAGCGCUGUGGGCAUAUCCCAGCAAUAUUGUCCCAUUGAGCUACAAACUACAUGCAGAACUAGCCAAAGAACACAAUGGAAAAGAUAGAUGGGGAUAUAGGGAAGUCGGGUGCGCACAACUGGUCGCUCGAGGCCGCCCGCUCAGCGAGAAGAAAGAGAAAGAUGGUGCUGGUAGCUCCUUAUCGCUGCAGAAACGCAGCGCAUCCGCCAUGGGGAAACUAAAGACCGCAAAGAUACCCCCUGAGCUUGACUGGAUCGAACCGGAGCUUGUCAGAGGCUACGAAAGCAUGAGCGACCCCGGCGAAACUGCGCAGGUGCAUCCGUACCUCUUUACAACGUCAAUCGCCAAGCUUGCGGAGGAGAAGGGCGCCAAAGUGAUACUGGGCUCAGUCACAGACAUCGACUAUAAAGGUGGCUCGGUUAAGUCUGUCACUUACACAGAGAAGGAAACCGGUCAGGCACAAACGAUCCCUGCCACCGACAUUGUUGUGGCUGCUGGCCCGUGGACAAGCUCCAUCCUUCCGGAUGCCCCAAUAUCUGCCAUGCGCGCGCAUAGUGUUGUGAUACAACCCACGAGACCAGCCAGUGCACAUACACUAUUCACCAAUAUUGAAAUUCCAGCCAAUUUCGAUCCCUCGACGAAGUCGCGGCCAACAGUGGCAUCGCCAGAGAUCUACGCCCGCCCUGACAAUACUGUGUAUGCCUGUGGUGAAGGGGACCAAGUAGUUCCGCUUCCUAAAACUACCGCAGACGUUGAGGUCGAUCCACGACGAUGUGAGGAUAUUAUCAAUCAGGUUGGAUCUAUUUCCGAUGCACUUCGGGACGGCGAGGUGAAAGCACGACAGGCCUGCUACUUGCCCAACGUGAAUGCAGUCAGUGGGGGCCCGCUGGUCGGAAAAACUGGGACGAAGGGACUUUAUCUUGCUGCUGGGCAUACUUGCUGGGGUAUUCAAAAUGCGCCUGGCACAGGAAAACUGAUCAGCGAAUUCGUGUUUGAUGGCCGUGCAAAGAGUGCCAACAUUGAAUCUCUGGAUCCAAGAAACGUCCUGUAA